AUGCUGCGAUGUGUCACUGCGGUGUGGCGCUGUAGUUUUAAGCCCUCGCUGGCGUACGAUAAACUUGUAAAUGCAGGGAGCAUUUCACGUGAUACCCAGCAAUUGAGUGCGUUACCCGUGUUUGAUCGUCUUUAUGAAGACCUUGUACGUUAUACAAAUAGCGUUGGUCGAUUACGUCCACGUCAGGUAGAACUUCGGCCGCCAAAUCGACUUGGCGUGGUGCCUUCCUUUUUUAUUCGCCGUGAGCAGGAGGAUAAAGUGCGACGGGCCUUGCAAGAGAUUGGGAAUGAUGCGAAUACGGCGUACCACCCUUUGUCUCUUGUGAAAGGGCUGUAUGUGUAUGGUGGGGUUGGCUGUGGGAAGACUAUGUUGAUGGAUUUGCUUUAUCAUCACGCCCCAACGGAAAUCAAGAAGCGACGCAUUCAUUUUCAUCAAUUUAUGUUAGAUGUGCAGCGUACAUUACAUGAUAUUCAGUACAUUUCAAAAAGUAACUCCGAACUGCAACCGCGGCGCACAAAAGAGGCUUCUGUUGAUCUUUUUGAUGAAGUUGCACAGAGACUUAUUAGCGAUGUGGAGUUGUUAUGCUUUGACGAAGUUGUUGUUGUGGACGUGGCCCACGCUAUGAUUAUGCGGCGUUUAUUUAACGCUUUUUAUAAGAUUGGGCUUGUUGUUGUCUUUACAUCCAAUCGGCCGCCCGAUCAGCUGUACCUUGGGGGUCUUAACCGUGAGUCUUUUGUUCCUUUUAUUGAGUUGGUGAAGCGGCAGUGUGUUUUGUACGAUAUGCGCAGUGAGACGGAUCACCGCCUUACUGGAAGUGAUGCACAGAUGUAUAUUGCCCCGAUGAAUGAAGAGAACAGCGCGCGGUUCAAUAACAUCUUUUUACAACUUUGCAAAGGAAUGCCACCAAAGGAGCGGAUUUUGCGGGUGUUUGGUCGUGAUGUGCGGGUACCCACCGCAUGUGGUGGGGUGUGUCGAUUUCAGUUUACUGAAAUCUGCAGUGAAGCGACGUCGAGUGCCGACUACGAGAUUAUUGCCAAAACAUUUCAUACCGUUUUUAUUGAAGGUGUGCCUCGUUUCGCGUAUGAAAGCAGCGAUAUUAAGAGUCGCUUUCUCCUUCUUGUGGAUGCGCUUUAUGAGUUUCGCUGCAAAGUUAUCAUUUACGCCCAAGUACCACCGCGGGAGUUGCAGGAAAGUAAGGCGGAAUACGAGGCAUCUCAGAAGCAUCUUGAAAGUGGUGGCAACAGUGGAGACGUGGGCAGAUUUGAUUUGCUUACGGAAUUUGAACGUGAGUCCGGUAAGAGGCUAAUUGACCACACGGAUGCCGCCUUUCAAAUGGAACGAUGUAUCUCACGCCUCAUUGAAAUGCGAUCACGUGAAUAUCUUGAGAGUCCACAUCGCCAUGAGGAGGUUUCACUGAGCACGGAGUAA
Molecule: messenger RNA, 1428 nt
Organism: Trypanosoma cruzi
Lineage: Eukaryota; Euglenozoa; Kinetoplastea; Trypanosomatida; Trypanosomatidae
Product: ATPase, putative
Exons: 1
Coding region: 1-1428 (475 amino acids)
Cellular component (GO): mitochondrion; cytoplasm
Molecular function (GO): ATP hydrolysis activity; ATP binding
Source: RefSeq, a predicted model, not a curated record